AUGGAUCCCGCCCUCGUUUGUAAGCUCUUCUUUGUCCUCUCGACCACCGUUCUCCUGGGCGGGGUGUUGGUCCCUUCCAUGAGGGAAAGCAUCAUGAACUACGGAUCUCGACUCAGUAAUACGAACCCUAAAACGAAAGAUAGCAAGCAGAAGGGGGUUGUCACUAGUCUCAUGGACUUUGUUGCAUCCUUAAAAGUCCCGCAUCCGUGGUUCACCCAUUUCUACGUGGUUUCCGUUGCAUCUUCUAUCUUCUGGGCCUUCCAGAUUACCACACGUGGAUUCGCUUUUCAAUACUUGGCUUCCCAUUCCCAUGAUGGAUAUGGCGGGAUGUCCGUAAAUCAGGCAUUCUUAGCUUGGUUAUUCAUGGCGAUACAAGGAAUUAGACGGGCCUACGAAUCUUUCACCCUCACGAAGCCUUCUCAGUCGAAAAUGUGGGUUGGAUUGUGGAUUUUGGGAAUUGCCUACUACAUUUUCAUGGGCGUUUCAGUAUGGAUUGAAGGCAUCGGUGCAUUGAAUGAGAGCAGACCUCUCAUAGAAAUGUUGGAAUUCUCAAGGCCAUCGAUCAAAACGCUCAUUGCAAGUCACUUGUUCGUACUUGGCUCAGCUGCACAACAUAUUUGCCAUAAACACCUCGCCAGUCUCAAAAAAUACACCCUUCCCAAUCACCCCUUCUUCCGAUUCUUAAUAUGCCCGCAUUAUACAAGCGAAUGCUUGAUAUACGUCGCCAUAGCCAUUGUAGCCACACCAGAGGGCCAGAUCAUGAACAGAACCAUGUUGGCUGGAAGUGGUAUGCGGAGAAAUUCGGGGCUGAAAGAAUUAAGGGUCGCUGGACUAUGA
Venustampulla echinocandica is the source of this 837-nucleotide messenger RNA. RefSeq names its product 3-oxo-5-alpha-steroid 4-dehydrogenase-like protein. NCBI's taxonomy places the organism in Eukaryota, Fungi, Ascomycota, Leotiomycetes, Helotiales, Pleuroascaceae. Gene Ontology annotation, cellular component: endoplasmic reticulum. The transcript has 4 exons. Bases 1 to 837 code for a protein of 278 amino acids. Gene Ontology annotation, biological process: dolichol-linked oligosaccharide biosynthetic process; polyprenol catabolic process. Gene Ontology annotation, molecular function: 3-oxo-5-alpha-steroid 4-dehydrogenase activity. The record is from RefSeq and is a predicted model, not a curated record.